Pygocentrus nattereri (red-bellied piranha) is the source of this 4645-nucleotide messenger RNA. RefSeq names its product E2F transcription factor 2 (gene e2f2). The record is from RefSeq and is a predicted model, not a curated record. Gene Ontology annotation, molecular function: DNA-binding transcription factor activity, RNA polymerase II-specific; RNA polymerase II cis-regulatory region sequence-specific DNA binding; protein dimerization activity. The coding region runs from base 429 to 1568 and encodes 379 amino acids. NCBI's taxonomy places the organism in Eukaryota, Metazoa, Chordata, Actinopteri, Characiformes, Serrasalmidae. The transcript has 7 exons. Gene Ontology annotation, biological process: regulation of transcription by RNA polymerase II. Gene Ontology annotation, cellular component: RNA polymerase II transcription regulator complex.
CGGCGCGAGAGCGAGAAAACAAACUCAAACGACUAGAAAAAAGAAACAAGCAGAACAGAAACAAUAAAGAUAGAAAGAAAGAGGAAGACGGGAAGGAAAGAAAGUCGGUGGCUGGAGCUUAAGACGCGCGCGCAGGAGCAGAGCUGUGAUUAAAGAAGGCUGUUUUGGGGCUCGAGCCUGAUUUGCGCCCUCUGCCGCAGAACCCAAACAAAGGACUGCGAGCUCGAGACCGGCUUAUUCCGCAGGCGCAACGCUCGUGGGCAAAAAUAUCGACCUGCAUUGCUGACGUAUAUACUCGUUCGUGGCGCGCGCCCGCUGGUCCUUUGUGUUUUUAGUUGUUUUUUCGUUUUUGUUUUUGGACCUCGUCGGCUCGAGCUCGGGCUCGUGCAAUUCUCGCUGUCUGUCCAGGGCACCGGGUCUGGUUCGGGAUGCUCGCGGUCGCGUGCGGAGGCAGAGCGGACGGAGGGCGCGCGGGGAGCUGCAGCCCAUACACGCGACUCCCGGCUAAGAGGAGGUUGGAUUUGGAGGAUCCUCUGUAUCUGCAGGGAUUCCGAACACCCAAAAGCAAGGCCAACACAGCUAGACUCUCCAGCCCAAAGACGCCAAAGUCUCCAGGUGAGCGGACGCGGUAUGACACCUCCCUCGGCCUGCUGACCAAAAAGUUUGUGGGUUUGCUGAGUGAGUCGGCCGACGGUGUUCUGGACCUGAACUGGGCCACCGAGGUCCUGGAGGUCCAGAAGAGACGAAUUUACGACAUCACCAACGUGCUCGAGGGGGUCAAACUCAUCCGCAAAAAAUCCAAAAACAACAUCCAGUGGCUAGUGAGCGGCGUGUUUGAGGGCUCAGCGGCUGGUUCAGAGCGGACAAGUGCUCUGCGGAGAGAACUGGCCGAGUUGGAGAGGAAAGAGAAAGUUUUGGACGAGCUUAUCCAGUCCAGCAACAAUCAGCUCAGAGAACUCACCGAAAACAAGGACAACCAGAAGUUGGGCUAUGUGACAUAUCAGGACAUUCGGUCUAUAGCAAGUCUGCGGGACCAGACGGUCAUUGUGGUCAAAGCUCCUUCCGGGACCAAAUUAGAGCUGCCAGAAACAACUGAGCAUGGCAAUAUGCAGAUUUACCUGAAGAGCAGGAACGGAGCUAUUGAGGUGUACCUGUGUCCAGAGGAGGGUCUGGAGGACUUCAGCCCGGUGAAGGCUGCCAGAAAGGACUUUACUAACGGGUUCACACAUAUGACCCACACUAACACUCCACAUCACACCCCCAGCACACCGUACACCCCCAAACAGCAGCACGGCACUGAAGCCGUUCAUGCUAAAGCCCAGCCCACAACAGAUGGCAACAGCACUGGCGCCGCCCUGCUGGAUGUAGAGGGAAUUUUGGGUCUCCCUCCCAGCCUCCUCCAGAUCACUGAAGAUCAGCUGCCUAGCACGGCCUUCACCCCUGACCCCUCGUUUGUCAGCUUCUCGCCCCCUCUCAACCACGACGACUACCUCUGGGGGCUGGAGGACGGAGAGGGCGUUUCUGACUUUUUCGACACCUACGAUCUGGGAGAUCUGCUGAAAAGCUGAGCCAGAAGAACCCGAUGGAGUCGUCCUUCCCUGAAUUUGUGUGAGCGGCAGCUGAAAAUACCCCACAUGAAAAUGUAAUAUAUUGAAAAUGAUGGAAUAUGUUGACAACAUGUUGGAAUAUAUUCCAUUCUCCCUAUGGAACGAACUGGAUGGACAUCUUUUUAAUCUUUUUGAACUACUUCUGGAAUUUGAAGAGCAAGUGAAUACCCAAAAUGUCUCACAUUAGCUUUUCAGCUUUUAGACUUCCAGAUUCAAACUCUGAAAUAGUCAAUGAAACACUCUGAACUCAGGAUUGAUAUCAGUUUUGAAGCUAAAACAUGAUUGCUUUAAGGUUUCUGGGCAAGAGUGUCUAGAAUCACAUCCAGAAUUUGGCUUAUUUUAACAUUUAGCUUUUAGAUUCAAGGUUAAAAUCUUGAAAUAACAGAUAAAAUUCUCCUCUCUCAGGACUAAUCUCGAUCCUGCAGCUCAAGCAUGAUGAGUUUGACUGGCCAGGAGACUCUAGAUUCAGAUCCAGAACUGUGCCUAGGUUUCUUUUAGCAUGUUUUUCUUUUAAUGUUUCAGGUUUAAAACCUGAAACAUUAAAUGAAAUGCUGUAAACUAAGGAUUGAUAUCAGUUCUGAAGCUCAAACAUGAGUGGUUUUAGGUUUCUGGAACAAAAUCCAGAAUCUAGCUUAAAUUAGCAUUUAUUUUUUAGAUUCAAGGUUAAAAUCUUGAAAUGGCUGAUGAAAUUCUCUUUAGCAUGUUUUUUUUCAGGUUUUAAUCUUGAAAAAUUGAAUGAAAUACUCUACACUCAGAAUUGAUAUCAAUUGUGAAACUCAAGCAUGAUUAGUUCUAACAGUUCUGAGUAGGAAACUCUAGAAUCAGAUCCAGAAUUAAGCAAUAUUUUAGCAUUUAGCACGUAGAUUCAAGGUUACAGUCUUGAAAUAUCAGGUAAAUUUCUCUUCAGACCAGAAUGUCAAGACCAAUCUUGAACCUGUUCGAUUUUUGAGCAGAGGUUUUUGGGCAGGAACCUCUUCAAACAAAUCCAGAAUUUAGAUCAUUUUAAGCUAUACUGAAAUAGCAGAUGAAAUUCUCUUAUCUCAGGACAGAUCUCAAUCCUGAAGCUCAAACAAGAUUAGUUUCACCAGACAGGAGCCUCUAGAUUCAGAUCCAUUUUUAAUUUUCCAGGUUUAAACCCUGAAUUAGUCAACUCGAACAGUCAGCUGGGCUGGAACAUUAGAAUCAAACCCAGAAUUUAGCUUCUUUUAGCAAUUAGCUUUUAGAUUCCAGGUUUAAACCCUUUGAAAUGAUCUCAGGCUUCAACCUUAAACUCAGACACAAGUAGUUUGAAGGUGUAGUAGGGCUGGGCCUGAAUUUCUAGAAUCAACUAGAAUUGUAUCCAACUGUGCUGAACAUGCUGGACUUGAGAGCGCCCUCUAGAGGAGCUACCCAGUAUUGUUCACCAAAAGGGGAGGGGACAGUAUCAGCUUAUUAGACUGCUGUCUAAGGGCGCCAUCUGUAAGUGAGCAAGGAAAAAAGAACUUAAUUAAAUGAUCAAUUUGAGAGCGCCCUCUAGAGGCACUCCAGAUAGAUUUAAUACACUAUGAAGCCAUGGUUUUUUGACAGCCAUAUCAGUCAGCUAGUUAGUUAGUUAGCUAGACAUAUAUAGGGUUGUAAUAGGUAUUUUUAAGCAAACAUAUUUUUGUAUUUUGUAAUGUAUUUCAGUCUGAAGUGUUUUUUUUUUCAGUCGCAGAAAUUACAGACUGAAAAUGUUUUGUGAACUGAACUGCCAAUACACCUUGAGAUUUCAAGAAAGAUUUGAAUCAAACUCAGGAAUUUUAUGUCUUCCAAAGCUGAACAUUGUAUACUGUGAUGUUUGUUUCUCUUAAUGAAUAGUGUUUGCCAGUAGUGGGCAGGAGUAGACCAGUAAUAGUUUGACCUGAAAUAUGCAGUGCUUAUAUGAAAAAUCCAUCAAAGGCAGUAUUUAAAUUCUGAAACCUGUACAUUGGUCUAACACCACUUGCACAAAACAUGACAUCUGUGGCGUCACUCAUACAAUAUACACAUUUACACAUGGAAAGAAAUGAUUUCUUGACAAGUAUUAUUUUUUAUACAAUAUAAAAUCACUAUAAAAUUUUGUUUUAUGAGAUAAAAUUACCCAUGUAAAACUACUAAAGGAAGACAUUGCUAUCCGUUUAGAUUGUUUAACUAGAAGUCAGUGUAUUAUUCUUACAACAUGCUCAAAAAAGAAAUAUCGGGUAUAUUGACUAGAUUUACGACGGUCAAACUUGUCAAAAGAUCAUUUUUUUGCAGUUUAUAAUAUCAGGUGCUUGAGAAUUCCAGCUCAAUCUAGAGAGGUUAAGUCUGGCUCUGGAGCUUCAGCUGUUAUUUCUUCUACCUCUCAAGCUUUAUCUUCCUAAAUGUAAUAAAUGAAUGCCUUGUAAAUCUGCUCCAAAGUUCUGCAUAUCAGUUAAGUGGUUCCAUCCAAAGAGAGCUACAUUACCGUUCACAUGCACAGCUGCAUAUAUAAGGAUAUAAAUGAUUUGGCAGCUAAUUUUUCAAUAUUAAGUGAUAUUUUUCCUAAAUCUUUUAGCAAAUUGUAUGACUAUUUUUCUACAAGGAAUGUAAGUUAAACCAAAUUUAUCAUUACAAAGUGAUUUGCUGGUCGUCUUUCUUUCUUUAAGUGAUUUUCUUGGUUGCAGUGUUAAUAUUUAGACCCUGAACUGCUCAAUUCACUCCGGGAGAAACAAAAAGAGGUUUGUUUUGUUGUUUGUUUGUUUUUAUAGCUGAAAACUGAAUAUAUUUGCAUGACAUUUCAGUAUGUGAUGCAGCUCUGAGCGCUAAUUUAAAGCCACAGUCUGCUUUCCCACACUCAGAUUUAGCUUUGCUAUGUGUUUAAAGCGAUAGUUUAGCUCAAAAUCAAAUUCUCAUCAUUUUUCCCAUCCUUAACCCAAUUGUAGUCGAUCAGCAGAGACAUGUUUGGUGUCUAAAGUUGGCUUCUUUAGUUUUAGCACCAGAGCUACGUUGGUUAGUGGUUGGUGGUUGGUUAGUGUAGUGGGUAACACCUUUGCCUUCUACGCUGGGGUUCAAUACCCCAC